Molecule: messenger RNA, 1769 nt
Organism: Durio zibethinus
Lineage: Eukaryota; Viridiplantae; Streptophyta; Magnoliopsida; Malvales; Malvaceae
Product: PP2A regulatory subunit TAP46-like
Biological process (GO): regulation of dephosphorylation; regulation of signal transduction
Cellular component (GO): cytosol
Molecular function (GO): protein phosphatase 2A binding
Source: RefSeq, a predicted model, not a curated record
UUCACGGUGUAGAAUUUUCUGGUAGAUUCGAGAAGCUCCGGCCGCGCCGCAUGAAAAAGAUGCUCUAUUUCAAAGGAAACGGUUAAGAUUUCUCAAAGCCAUUUUAUUUGGGUGACGUGGCGAAAUUUGGGCCGAGAUGUCCAUUGAUAUGCAAUGACGAUAUCCACACAUUAGCCUCCUCUAAAUUUGUCUUUCCACUGCCUCUUUUCUCUUUCAUCUUCUCCUUCAAGUUCAUUUCUCAGCUUGCUUUUUUUUUUUUUCAUUCAUUAAAAAAGAUUAAAAUUUUAAACGUACCCUCAAUAUUUCUGUAAAUUCAAAUUUAAUUGAAGAUUUCAAUUUUUUUUCUUUUGUCGAAGUCGAAUUGGUGUAAAUUCUAGGGUUUUUGAUAGAACCACCCUUGGGUGAAUGCAAAAUGGAGGAUUUGCCGUUGCCAGCUCUCUUCGAACAAGCUCGUAAGAUCCAUCUAACGGCCACGGAGUCCGGUGCUGAUCAGGAUCUGGUAAAGAAAGGAUGCGAGGCGCUGGGGAAGUGCGAGGACAUGAUCAGCAAGCUAGGGCUUUUCUCAUCCAAUGAGACCAAAGAAGACAUCAGCACCACCAAUCUCAAGUAUCUUUUGGUGCCAUUUUAUCUUGCAGAGCUGACGGAAAAGCUUGCCCAGGAUGACAGGAUACAGAUUCUCAAAACUUCACAGGCAAAAUUGAAGGAAUUCAUUUCAUUUUGUGAGGCAAUGGAACUUGUACCAAAGGAAGAGUUGGAAGCUUCUGCACAAGGAGCUUGCAAUUCUUUUGCUGAUCGAAGAGCCUUAAAGAUUGCUCGAUUCAGACGCCAAAGAGCUGCAGAAGCAAAACUGACCGAAAUAAAGGAGCGGAAGGAGCGGCGCGGGCGUUCAGCAAAAGCAGCUGCCUUAUCCACUCCUGUUGAGGUUGGAGAGGAGGAGGUGCUGGAUGACGAUGGGGAGGAAGAACGGGAGGCUUGGCUUACUACUAUCUCGCUAACUAUUUGUAAGGCAUUUGAUCUGCUUGAAAUGCUAAAGAAGGAAGAAGAAAUGCUUUCUGCUAUAAAGGAAAAACAACUAAAGGAAGGAGAAAAGGAAUUUUCUCAGGCUAUCCUUGAUGAUCGCACCAAGAAAGCAGAGGCAUGGCAUCAUGAUGCUGCAGCUCGUGCACGAUAUACUAAACCCACACCACCUAUCACAUGUGCUACAUUUGCUCAAGAUGUUAUUGAAGGAAGGGCAAAAGUUUCGCAGGCACAUGACCACAAACACCAGCCAAUGAUCUUUGGACCACAAAGCCUUAUAGGUGGAAGCCUAACAAAUGAGAGGGAAAGGAUGGCAGCACAGGUUUUCCAACCUGGUUAUAGGAUGCCAACUAUGAGUAUCGAGGAAGCUGGUUUGAGGGAGAUGGAAAUGAUGAAUAAAUGGCAGGAGAGGAAUGCAAAAAUGUUUGAAGAAGCCAACUCAGCAUGGUAUAAGGACAGCCCAAAGUUGGGACCAAGUGAAGAUGAUGAAGAUGAUGAUGCUGCCCAAGAGAAGGCAAGGGCAUGGGAUGACUGGAAAGAUGAUAACCCUCGAGGUGCUGGUAAUAAAAAGCUUACCCCCUGUGGAUGAAAGCUGACAAGUAGUUCUCAUAUUUCUCUUAUGAUGCAUUCUUUCAGACUUAAUUAUUGGUGGUUUUAGAAACAUUUUCCCAAUUUCUAUUUUUCUAAUAGAUGUUCUUAUAAAAUUUUGUCAGUUUGCUUUGAGCAAUGUAUAAAAUUCAUGUCAAUUAGAA